Messenger RNA from Bemisia tabaci, 3018 nucleotides. RefSeq names its product magnesium-dependent phosphatase 1. The record is from RefSeq and is a predicted model, not a curated record. Lineage: Eukaryota; Metazoa; Arthropoda; Insecta; Hemiptera; Aleyrodidae. Gene Ontology annotation, molecular function: acid phosphatase activity.
AAAAAAAGUCAUCGUUCCGAUUACAAACGUUGAAAGUGAGUUGCCGGUCGGUCGGAGCUAUUCAAUAGAAUUUUUGAGGGGUCUUGUUUGCCCACAAUGCUCCCUACAAUAUCUGUGGUAUACUUGUUGACCCAAAUACCCGUCUGUUUUCUUCAGGAGACCACAGUUCUUUCGCCCACGCAUCUGGUGGAACCGACACAGAUCCCACUCUACAGGCCGAAAUUGAUCAUUUUCGAAACAGAUCAUUUACUGUGGCCGUUUUGGGUGGACUACACGAACGUGAUCCCUCCUUUCAAGAAAGACGAGCACGGUAAUGUCACCGAUCAAAGAGGUUUGGUGCUGAAGCCUUACCCCGACGUUCCGCUGAUCUUGAAGAAAUUGAAAGAGGCGAAUCACACAUUGGCCGUGGCAGCGCGAGCAGAUUAUAGAGAAGCGACGGAGACCCUACUCAGAUAUUUUGACCUCAGACAAUUUUUUAAAUAUGUCGUCAUCCAAUCAUGCUCCAAGCGAUUCCAUUUCGAAGAUCUGAAGGAACAAUCGGGCGUGGAGCUCGGAGAUAUGUUGUUUUUCGAUCCCGAAGCAAGAAACAUUUUAACUGCUCAGCGAGUGGGCAUUCCGUCAAUUCUCUGCUCACACGGCAUGAACCUCAAAGCUCUUGACAAGGGACUUGCACAAUUUGCCCAACUGAAGCGGAAAGGGUCUUUGUGACAGAAUGUGCAUCGAAAAAGACAAUGUAGUUUUAAAAAUUUAAACUACUCGUAAUUAGGAAUGUGUUCACGCACUUAUUUUAUAUUAUCAUUUAUUUUUGUCAGUUUGUUGGUCACUCAUUUAUUUUAUUAGGAGAGAAAUAUUCCCCUCGCUUCUUUAACACGCGUUCCGAUCGCGAGGUUUUCAUUUAUUGAGUUAUUAAUUUUUUGUAUUUUUUAUUUAAUAUUUUGUAUUUGUUUUCAUUUUCCCCCCAUUCAUUUCCCUUUUUCAUUUUUCUUUUAUUAAUUUUAUUUUUUAUUUUUAUGUCACUUAUUUUUCUCCAUUUCUUCUCAUUUUAUAAACUCAGAGCACGAGGACCUGCAACUUGUCAUAAUUGGACAGGAUAAAGUAUUAGAAUAACACUCACCUAUCUACCUUUUUGGAGGGAUUUCGAACAUGGUCUAACAGAAACGCAAUAAAACUUAGUCAAAGGAGAAGAAGGAAGAAAUAAAGAGAAAGAGGUAGUAGAAAAAGAAUGUCUUCCUUUUCCGGGUUUUCCUUAUUCUUUUUAUGCAAACAACGAUGUCAGAUUUCCCUAGAAAUUGGUAUUUUAUCUAAAAUAAAAUUUUGCAACGUCGACAUGACGUUUCAACGUUUUCUGCAGCACAGCAGUUUCCGUGUUGAAUAGUAAUGAUAUGUGAUGGAAAGUAGAAUUUGCCCAGAGAAAACUUUUUUCGGCCACUUGGAAGUUGCGAUUGGAUAAGGAAGGUUCAGAUAUAGAAACCUGUUUUCGCUCACAAAAUUAUCAGAAUAAGGGGAGAUCGAAAAAGAAAAUUCAAAAGAAGGAAAAAGACCAACAACCACGAACCACGGGGAAAUUCCCUCCGAAAAUAGCCAAAGAACACAGGUUCCAGUCAAUUACGAUUACAUGGUAGGUACCAUUCUUGCUGAUGCAGCGACUUGUUACUUGUGUUGCCUAUGUACUAAUUGAAGGGACUUUCAAGUAUGAUUGAUACGAUAAAAUCGAAAUCGUUGCAAAUGUUUUUUUGCACUGCAAAUUUCCUAUCAAUAGUCCACCUUAAUAUGGAAUUGUCAUUUAUUAGUCAAAUGAUUUCAAAAAUUUGCAAUUUAUUUCAAUACUUUUUUUUUAGAAUGCUACUUAAGUCAGGGGAAACUUUCUGUUCAAAAUCACGAGGGACCAAGAAGGUGACUGAAUGAAAAUAAAAAAUAAAUUAAAAAAAAAAAAAGUAAAGGAAAAAAACGCAUUGACAUUUCAUCAUUACCUAUAUUGCAAAAAACGUUUUUCCCAUUGAGUCCACAAUUAUCUGCUCUUAGAAAUUUUUCAUUUUAUUAGCAAAUAAAUAUGUCAUCUUUUGCAAUAAUAUCUUUCAAUUGAAUUAGAAUUAUAUCAAAUAGUCAUCUUGCAGUGUUUCAAACUCAUCUUCCAUUUUAAUUCCUCGGAGGAAGCCCAACCAAGCAGUCUGCUCAGUGCUUAAGAGUUAUAGCAUCACUGUUUAUCCUGUAUUUGAAUGUAUGCAAAACAUUCGAUAUGUAUCGAAACGGGUCACCUAACCUACAAUCGAUAUUUGUAUUGGAUUUAAACGGAGAAAAUAGUGUUGCCAUUUCGCGGAUUCAUUAUCGACUGAACUGAACGUUUCAGAGAUGCUUGACACAUAAAAUCGGCGCAGCCCUAGUUUUUGUUUUAAAGUCGUAGCAUUGUUUUUUCUCUCUAUUUAAACCUAUUACAACCAAUCAAGUCUAGGUUUAAACACUUUGACAUACUUGUAUUGAUUGUUUUAAUUGACGAGACCCGGCGUUGCCACUGUUGCCACCUCAAUGGAAUCGCCACUGUACCAACCAAGUCAGGGGAAUGGUUACUACGCAGCGGCGAAGCUUGAAUAAUCGAUUUUAGAUAUUUUCCCAUUUGAAGCAAUAGUAAGGAAUCGAUUAUUAAGAUACUCGUUGCGAACACCUUAAUGAUCGAUCUUUUUCCAAAAUUUUACAUGGCAGAUCAAUCGAUGUAUUGCGGAGCGCGCUACGCCACCGUAUCGUGGAGACUUCAACGCAGAGUUAGGACACUAAACCGAAGAUGUAUUGGAUUUCAUUCUGCGAUUAGUUAUACUGAAAUUUCUGGCUCAGUUUAGAAACAACAUAUGUUUACCAUUAGUUUCCAUAUGCUUUUAAGCGUUUACAUGAAGGAGCCAGAAAUUUCAGUCUGUAUAAUCGCAACAUCUAGUUCAACUUUCUCUCUCGUCUUGAGACUAUCGAGCCAACUAUGUCACUUAUGAUUUCCGUAUUUUUUUUUCUUAAUUGAUUAAAUGAUUAGAAACA